This is a messenger RNA of Bolinopsis microptera, 681 nucleotides long. RefSeq lists its product as uncharacterized. Gene Ontology annotation, biological process: DNA-templated transcription initiation. Gene Ontology annotation, molecular function: DNA binding; RNA polymerase II general transcription initiation factor activity. Bases 1 to 681 code for a protein of 226 amino acids. The record is from RefSeq and is a predicted model, not a curated record. Lineage: Eukaryota; Metazoa; Ctenophora; Tentaculata; Lobata; Bolinopsidae. The transcript has a single exon.
AUGAGUGAGUACGAAGGACCACCCAGUGUCAGUUUGUCUGCCCCUUCCUUGGCUGACCUCCAGUCUGUACCCACACCUGGACCUUCCUACUAUGGUCUCAACUCUCCCGCAGCUUUCACUCCCUCCACACCUAUGGACCACGGUAUAGAACCCACCAUUCAGAACAUUGUCUCUACAGUCAACUUGGGCUGUAGACUUGAUCUCAAGCAGAUUGCGCUGCAUGCAAGGAAUGCUGAGUACAAUCCAAAACGAUUUGCAGCAGUGAUAAUGAGGAUAAGAGAGCCGCGGACCACUGCGUUAUUGUUCAAUAGUGGCAAGAUGGUCUGUACAGGGGCCAAGAGUGAAGACGAAUCCAGACUUGCUGCCCGAAAAUAUGCGAGGGUUGUUCAGAAAUUAGGUUUCCCUGCCAAAUUCACCGAGUUUAAAAUUCAGAAUAUGGUAGGCAGUUGUGAUGUUAAAUUUCCAAUUAGACUUGAAGGGCUAUAUGCACAACAUGGACAGUUUUCUCAUUAUGAGCCUGAGUUAUUUCCUGGGCUUAUUUACAGAAUGUUGAGACCAAAGAUUGUUCUCCUGAUAUUCGUGUCGGGAAAAGUUGUACUAACGGGAGCAAAAGACAGACAAGAUAUAAAUGCUGCAUUUGAAUGUAUUUAUCCCAUCUUGAAGAAUUUCCGGAAAAAAUAA